Labrus mixtus (cuckoo wrasse) is the source of this 1487-nucleotide messenger RNA. It is a transcript of the gene dtd1, whose product is annotated as D-aminoacyl-tRNA deacylase 1. Gene Ontology annotation, molecular function: D-tyrosyl-tRNA(Tyr) deacylase activity. Gene Ontology annotation, biological process: tRNA metabolic process. The transcript is spliced from 6 exons. Lineage: Eukaryota; Metazoa; Chordata; Actinopteri; Labriformes; Labridae. Gene Ontology annotation, cellular component: cytoplasm. The record is from RefSeq and is a predicted model, not a curated record. The coding region runs from base 90 to 713 and encodes 207 amino acids.
AGGGUGCUUGUAUGUUUUCAGCCGCUAGAGGGCGACAACAUAGUACCCGGAAGUAGAGACAGCGUGCUCCCCCCGACACAACCACAAAAAUGAAAGCUAUCAUUCAGAGGGUCACCAAGGCGACAGUGACAGUGGGAGAAGAACAAGUGAGUUCAAUUGGACGAGGACUGUGUGUGCUGCUGGGGAUAUCAGUAGAGGACACCCAGAAAGAUGCUGACUACCUAGUACGAAAGAUCCUGAACCUGCGGCUGUUCGAAGACGAGAAUGGGCGAGCGUGGAGCAAAAGUGUCAUGGACCGGGACUUUGAGGUGCUCUGUGUGAGCCAGUUCACACUGCAGUGUAUACUGAAGGGCAACAAGCCAGACUUCCACUCAGCCAUGCCUGCAGAGCUGGCCCAGCCCUUCUACAACAGCAUCGUGGAGAACAUGAGGAGCUCUUACAAGCCGGAGCUCAUUAAAGAUGGGGAGUUUGGGGCCUACAUGCAGGUCACCAUUCAAAACGACGGACCUGUCACUGUGGAACUGUCGUCACCUUCCGGUCCCACUGACCCCAAACAGCUGUCGAAGCAGGAGAAGCAGCAGCAGAGGAAAGAGAAGACACGCUCCAAAGGCCCCUCGGAGUCGAGCAGGGAGAAGGGCGCCCAACGCUCCCGACAGGACCCCAACGCCAGUAGUGGAGCUGAGGGUGAUGUGUCGUCAGAGAGGGAACCCUAGGACGGCACGAUGUUGUAUUGAGGACAUACCGGUGAACAAAGUUUCCUCAGGAAGGCCUGAAUCCUCUGUGACCCUCACACCUGAUCUGGGACUGACCCCCCUUUUCCUGUUAGGGGAUCAUCAGGACUCAUCAGGAUUCUGAAGAACACCGACGCCUUGCUUGUGUCCAUGGCUCAAUCCCUCAGAGUCACAUCGGUCUUACUAUGAGCUAUGCCUGUUUUUAUGUGUAUAGAUGGGUCACAGGGGUGCACAUGAAGGGAGCAUGGGUGAUAUGGGAUGGAAUGGACGUCCACAGCACUGUAGUUUGGCUUGCUGUGAUGUCUCACUAUCUUUUCAUGUUUCCACCUCCAUCUGGCUCUGUAUUUCUCUUUCUGAUCUCAGCUGCUGUUUCCAGUUAAUCUCUGCUUAGAGGCAUGGCACUGGCCCUGAAGCAUAACUCAGCUCCAAGUCCUUGGCUUACAGCACAGGCACAAGAUCAUCAGGAUAGUGAUAAUGUAACCGCCUUGCCAUAUUUAUUACACCACUGCCACUUCACGAUUGUUACAGAAACAUGGUUAAAGUCUGGCUUUAAAGGUAACAAUACCUGAAAAAAAUAGACUUUUACCAUGAAGCUUAAACUAAACUUAAACUGCUAAAGAGCACAGGCCAGUCAUCUUCAUUCAGCUCCUUGUUUCCCUCUUCCCUAAAAGUCAACAUCGAGUUAGAAAAUGUGUUCCAAUUCAGUUGAUUUUUGCUCUAAAAUAAAUAAUAUCUGAAUAUACAGUCAAAGCCUCA